Hypoxylon fragiforme is the source of this 1086-nucleotide messenger RNA. RefSeq names its product Sec1-binding region of Mso1-domain-containing protein. Bases 125 to 913 code for a protein of 262 amino acids. The record is from RefSeq and is a predicted model, not a curated record. The transcript has a single exon. Lineage: Eukaryota; Fungi; Ascomycota; Sordariomycetes; Xylariales; Hypoxylaceae.
CGUAUCAUCUUGUCACGAAUUGCGCCCACAAAUUCUACCCAUUCUUAAUACAAACGCGCCGAACCUAGACUACCCAGCCGACAACUAGGUUCUCAAAGGUAUCCCUUUGGGACCACACGAUAACAUGUCGGGUUGGUAUAGCAAUCUCGUCGGUGCGACGACUUCCAAAAUCUCCAACCUCCAACGAUCUUUCCUCAGCAGCGAAGCCGAUGGCGACACCGAAGACGACACCCACGUCUGCAGAGUCCUGCGAUCAUAUUACAUCGAGAAAGGCCAAUCAUUUCCAGCCUGGCUCCCACCUGAUCCCAAAGCCCCCCCACCAGUCGCCGUCGUCCAUUCGCAGCCAGCACAGGUUGGUUCAAGAUACGGUGGCCUUGCUCAACAAUCUCAGGGUGGCCUAAGCUCGCUAUGGGACAACAACCCCGUGUCGCAACCCCAAGAUGCGCAAAGUUUACGACGAGGCAGAGGCGCGCCACCUCCAAUGCGAAAUAGCGACCCGAGAAACAGCCCAUUCCGCAAUUCGGACCCCAUGGCUGGUCAUGGACGAGAAGAGGUAGCGGCGAGACCACUGCCUAGUCAACGACUUGGAAGCUAUCAGACCGCGAACGCUUAUAGAGGAGAUGCCGGUACAGCACCACCCACCGCCUCAUCUGGUGGAUCAGCACAGGAACGAUUGAAGCAGCGAUUCUUUGGUGGCUCUAGAACGACUAGCCCUGCUGGAAAUGGACCUUUCAACCCUCCACCCCAGAGUAAUUCGAGAGGAAAUAAUUCUAUCAGCAGUGGAUCAGGAUCUGGAGACUAUGAAGCGAGAUUCGCGCCUGGUGGUAUGUACGACGCCGGCCCCCGUGGAGGAGGAAAUGACAGACUUGGACGACGGCCAGGAGGCCUACCCAGUGGACCCCGGAUGAGAUGAAGGACUUGCCUUACUUACAAGACGAUUACCUAGGUACUUUUCGAUAAAUACUGGAAGGAUUUGGCUACCAACACCCUCCGGGCCAUGGAAAGUGGAUACAUGGCGGCCGCUCAGUGAAGCUAUACUGGGGGCUGCUAAGUUGCAGGUAUUGAGGCGUAGUCUCAAGCAUCUUU